CACUCAUUCUUCAUCUCCGUCAUCAGUCAUAACCAGUGCUGUCUUUCAGAGCUCGAGUCAUCAUGGCAACUAAGAUGGUGAUUCAGCAGCCGAAGCCCUUGGUUUUGGCUCCGGGUUCUGACCAGUGGUCCACCAGCCUCUGCGAAUGCGACACACUCCCAGACUGUUGCUUUGCGUUCUGGUGCUGCCCAUGUUUCGCCUGCAUCACAGCCCAGGAUCACGGAGAGUGUCUCUGCUUGCCCCUGCUGGACAGUUUCGGACUCAUCCCACCCAUCACUAUGGCAAUGAGAGUGUCUGUCCGACGCACGUAUGGCAUCGAGGACUCUAUUUGCAACGACUGUGUGUUGUCCUUCUGCUGCGGGCCAUGUUCUUAUUGUCAGAUAAGACGUGAGCUGAAGUCCCGCAACCGCCCUGUCACCCUCUUAAGCUUCCGAAAAUAAAACACUUCAUCAUCAUCAGUCACUGAUUCGUAACUUCAACUUUAAAAUGAAGUCAGUUCUGACCCUGAGGUGUGGACUUCAGCUAGUCGGCUGAGGAAUGAUGCCUGAAAA
Messenger RNA from Rhinichthys klamathensis goyatoka, 551 nucleotides. RefSeq names its product cornifelin homolog A-like. The record is from RefSeq and is a predicted model, not a curated record. NCBI's taxonomy places the organism in Eukaryota, Metazoa, Chordata, Actinopteri, Cypriniformes, Leuciscidae. The coding region runs from base 63 to 440 and encodes 125 amino acids. The transcript has 3 exons.